This is a messenger RNA of Medioppia subpectinata, 819 nucleotides long. The record is from the annotation of a GenBank genome assembly. NCBI's taxonomy places the organism in Eukaryota, Metazoa, Arthropoda, Arachnida, Sarcoptiformes, Oppiidae.
UCGGUGUGUGUGCUCUUCGUUGACCUGAAUUGGGACGACUUGUAUUGGAAUCAAAAGCGGACCGAAUGUGUGGCCAAAGUUGAACACUUGCGCCGAUUACUGGGCACUAGGAAUACGAGAAUCACUUUGGUUUUGAUCCAAUCGUCCACAUCUUUACCAUCUGAUGACUCUUUGGUGACGGAGAGGGCGGCCCUUCUCUGCAGUUCCUGUGAUUUGAACGCAAAAUCACUGUUUGUUUUGCCAGUCAGUGAUGUCUCGCAACUCAUGGGAUAUAUAUUGAGAAUGGAAACGGCUUUAUAUGAGUUGUCGAAAGCCUAUUAUCAACACGAAUGCAAACUAAUCAAAGGACAUAGGGAUCAGCUCAACCACACCACUCAUCAGCUCCUAUAUGUCAGACAUCAGUUCAAAAUAGGAUUUUUUAGUGAACUAAAACAGGACCCAAACACUGCCCUCAAACACUACAAGAACUCGUACACGAAUCUAAUGGAAGUUCGCGUAACGUUAAUCAACUUAUAUGAGAUCAAAACGAUCGGCGCUUUCAUUAAUUACAAGAUUUGCAAAUUGUGUUUCCAAUUGAAUACACCGUUGGACGCCAUCUCUCAGUUCCGUAAACACAUUGACAUUUUCAAAGGCAAAUGUGAGCCCAAAGAGAUCGAGUUCGAGCACUCGGCCUGGCUUUCCAAACAGUACGCGCUUUUCGCCGGCCUGUUUGACGCGGCCAUCACUGCCGGUCUCAUACCAUCGCAAAUGCAGAAUCCGGGCUAUUAUUACUUAGAGGCCGCCCUUCAAGCCAUGCAACGCCGCAAACUCUGUCUCUCU